Molecule: messenger RNA, 4749 nt
Organism: Boleophthalmus pectinirostris (great blue-spotted mudskipper)
Lineage: Eukaryota; Metazoa; Chordata; Actinopteri; Gobiiformes; Gobiidae
Gene: il10rb
Product: interleukin 10 receptor, beta
Exons: 1
Coding region: 202-1386 (394 amino acids)
Molecular function (GO): protein binding; interferon receptor activity
Source: RefSeq, a predicted model, not a curated record
UUUAGCGGAAGUGACGUGUGCAUCCUUCCUGUUCACAGACGCCUCCCGAAGAAAACACGGAGUCCACGGCGCUUAUCGUGAUGCUCAUGUUGAAGGUCCCAGGGACGACUGGACCGGACCGAUGGCGGAACGUGGAGGGUUUCUGAGCUGUUAGAAGCAGUGUACGUGUUUAGGCCGGGCCGGACCAGGAGGGACCGGGCCAUGGCUCCUGCGGCUCUGCUCGUAGCUCUUUCGCUUUUUCUUCCGUGUAUCCUUCGCGCACAAGUGCCGCCGCCAGAGAAUCUCACCCUCCAGGCUGUGAACACAGACUAUUCUCUCCGAUGGACCUGGCCUGGCAUGGACGGGCAGACUGCUUCUUUUACGGUCCAAUGCGUUUCGAAAUACCAAUUAGCAAGAAAAAAUCCAAAGUGGAAAACUGCGUGUGAGGAAACUUCAGACAUGUCAUGUGACCUCAACCCUCUGGAUCUGCAUUACCUGGGUCUCUAUACACGGGUCUGUGCCACUGUGAAUGGAAACGACUCCGACUGGGUUCCGUUGGAUUUCGCCCCAGCUAAAGAUGCUGCUGUGGGACCCCCCACCGCAGUGCAGGUGUCUGCUAUUGACAGUGGCCUGGAAAUAUCGAUCUUAGAGCCUCAAACUAACAACAAUACCUCCAUGAAGGAGAAGGUCUCCUCUCUGCGCUAUAGAUUCACGUACUGGGAAGAAAGCACAGGUUCUAAGAGCGCACAGUUUCUAAUCAGCCCCAACACAAGAGUUGUUCAGGAAAACCUGCAGUCCUGGACCAGGUACUGUGUCAGUGUCCAGUCUCUUACCAUUGAACCCAACAGAACCAGUACCUUCACAGUCCCAGUCUGCAUCGGUACCAAUGGUGCAUUUAGCUGGGGGAAGAUCUGCCUGAUCUUUUUCUCAUGUUUGUUUUUUGUUUUCCUGCUUGUGUUUGGAUUAGUGCUUGGAUGUUUUCUUUGCCACAGAAUCUACAAAAACAGCUUUAAUCCCAAAGUCGAUCUACCCAGUUUCCUUGAUGAGUUCCUUGCCUCUCCAACUCUCCUGCAUUCAGAACAACACUCAGAGCUGCAGUGUGACCUUCUGUCAGUGAGAUCUCCCUCCCCUCAGCAGGUGCCCUCUGGUGCGAGAGACAGUAUUCACAGCUGCAGUGGGGACUCUGGGGUCUCCAGCAAUGACACGAGCACCUCAGCUCAGAGCUCUGUCCGCUCAACUCAGAGCUCAGCACAGAGCCCUGAGCUCAGCUCUGGUCUCACAAACGAACUGGAGGGCUCUUUGGGUCUGAUACAAGUGCAAGAUAUAGACUUGCCUCAAAAACAUGCUCUCUUCAUUGCAGAUGAGGGCUUUGGUGACAGCCCAGAGACAGUACAGUGUCAACAAUGAAGAAAUAAAAGUUCUAUAACAGCACACAGACUUUAAUCAGUAAGUACAUUUAUAUGGACUGCAGAGAUCAGUAUAAUCAGAACUCAAAUAUGAUUUGUUGUUUCAUCAUUAAUACUACCAGUGGUGACAUGUGUCAGUUAAUCAAUGGAUUCUUGAUAUAGUCAAAGGCUGUACUUUCAAAUAUAAUUGUUCGUCUUUGCCACAUGAGCCCGCCUUUUAUGCAGAUUUGUUCUUGCCUUUCUUGCAUUGCCAAAACCAUCACAGGUGUGUGACUAGUCAGAAAGAAAUCUGAUUACUCAAGUCACUUUACAUGACAUGUUACAAGAGUCAACCAAUAAUCUUCCCGUUGUAACCUGAUGCUUAAGAGCUUUUCGUCAGCAUUUUGCCUACCAUGCUUCCUCAGGUGAAAUUGAAACACUGAAGAAGAAAGUGUAUCUAAUAAACUACAACAAGCUCUCUCUAAUAUUAAACAAUGUCUUUAUUAUUAUUGUUGACACUUAAUCAUUAGUUAAAAACAUGGUCUCACAUGAAAUACAAAUAUUUGCCCAGACUACCAUUAAAACAUGAGUAACAGUUGUUCCAUUAUAAACUGUAUGCAUUUGAAAACUCAAUAGUACCAAAAAUACACUACUUGUAUUUACGGAUCAACAAUCUCAAGUACACAGUAUAAAAGCUGGUGAUCGACAGUUCAUUAGUGUUAAACCAGUGCCUUUAACUUAAGUGCCAUUCUCAUAUAUUAUAAUAUAAAUAGUUGAAACAUAAGUGGUUUAACUUGGAAAAAGAGGCACAGACAUAAUAAAGUUGGGAGAGGCAGUGUGUGUGUAACAGUAUCUAUGGCAGAGACAGUUCUUACAAAAUCAAUCAUAGUUAAACAUUGGUCUAGUGUCUUAUUGGGUCCAUUGAACCAGUCUGCUUUUAAUCUAUUAUUUACAUGCCCAUGUCGUGAUCACUGACACUCUGACGCAGGUAGUCCUCAUAGAGCUUUUUCUGAAGAAGAAAGGGACAAAGAAUACAUGUUAAAAAUGUAAAUAUAGGUGUCCAGGGAAUAAUACUGAAAGCCAUUUGUGUUUGUUUUUAAUACGGCAACAUAAAAUGAAACUGAAAAUUGUAAUGGUCCAAUAUGAGCAGAACCUUUUUUGUCAGCCCUACUUAAAUAUUCAAAAUGGCAUAGAAUUACACAGAAAAGCACUGACUCACUAUGCAUUAGACAUUUCAGAUAAGUAGAUCAGCACAGGGUGGGUUAUAUUGCAAUUCUGUUCGACACUGGUGGUUUCAGAUUGUAGAUUCUAGAAAAAGGAGGUCGUAUUUUUUCAUUAAGAGAUUUUGGCCAUUGUUUUUGUUUUCCAAUAAUGUUUUUUUACAGCCAUGUUUGAUGACAGAGUAAUUAACAAUAUAAACAAAAAGUAAACUAGAUUUGUGGGGACAACUCAAUCUGGUAGAACAAUUACACUUUUUUUAAAUGGACACCAAGUUAAGCAUUUAGCAUAUUAAAAUCUCUUUUUCAAGUUUUUAUAUAUUCUUAGUACAGAUUGGGAUUAUGUUGUCACACCUCAGAUAAAAUAGCAUUUUAAAUAAACCUCACAAAUGUUGUUCCAGAUAAUUUUUAUCGGAUGAAACAUUUGUGGGUCAUAAAUCCUGACAUUUCUUUCCAAAACAGUGAAUUUCCAAGUCAUGGGUCAAACUAAAUAUUUAUUGAAAAAUUUCAACAACAUCUGCAUGUUUUCUCUUCUUUCAAGAUAUGUAAUGUUAAAUCUUUUCUUAUUAAAAUAAAUGUUUAAUAAUAAUUUUGCUUAAACACUGAAUCCAGAACAAGCAAUAUAAAACAAUGACAAAGUUUUAAAUAAAUAAUGCCUCUAUAGCCUAUCUGUAGCCGACAGGCCAGCUCUAAUACAUAUUUGGUAUGAUCUCGCGGGCCAAAUAUAAUUAUAUUGUGGGCCAAAUUUGGGCCCAGGCCUGAGGUUGACAUGUCUGGUCUAAAAUGAUAAUCUCAAAUUUUACAGCGUGAACACAAGCAUUUGCACACCUCUAGAAUUAAUGUUAAGAUACUAAAAUUUUUAACUGUGGUAUUGUGAUACUCAGUGUCAAUUCCACUGAUAAUGAUAAAAACGAGCAUGUCCUUUAGACAACAGACUGUCAUUUUCAACAUUAAACCAUAUCAAAUCAAAUCAAAUAUCUGUAAUCCCCUCAGUCAUACAUGUAGGUUUCAUAGUGGUACAUGGGCGUAUACUCGUCUAUGUGCUCUUAUACUCGUUCUGAUCCAGCUCAAGAUCAUCCUAAAGCUGUUUAGGAAAAGUUUAUUUCUGUUCUGUUGAUGUGUAGUAUAAUUUCUUCAAAAGAGUAUCUACUUUCACUACUAGUUGAAGUAUCACUUAGCUUAUGAUUUUUGAUACUUUUGAAACUCCAGCUAGAUUUAAACAAACUUACCUUUUUGUUCUUCACCACUUCCUGAAUGUAUUCGAGCUUUUCCUCCAGCUGCCUUCUCUGUUUGCCUGACAUUGUUUGACGGGUCCUGAAGGAGUAAGAAAAUGUAUACAUCUAGGCAUCAGGAUCAAUAUCGACUACUAAAUAAACAAUUACUAUAUUCAAUAUAUGAAAGCUGGAAUAAUAGAUAACGAGGAUAAAUAUGUAUAUUUUAUUCAUUUAUUUGGUGCAGCUCAUGCCUUUUAAUCAUGCAGUAUAUUUAAAAAUAGGUUUACUGGGAUUAUUUUGCAUUAUUGUUAUUGUGUUAGUGGCAGGUGUGUGAAAGUCUUACUUGAAGCAGAAGCGAGAGACGAUGAGAAACAGGAAGGAAACCACAAUGAGCCCAACACAGAGGUACAGCUGCUGUUCGCCAGUCAGAGAAUCAAAGAGACGCACCACAGGGGCCUGGGGAUCACAACGACAAUGAUGUUCUAAAUUUUGUUCUAGAAAGCAAUGCACUUAACUAAUGCUGGCACCCAAGGCAACACAUUUCCAAUUCUUGCACUAAAAAUUACACAAAAUUGAACUGUAGUUGAAGAAUAUAUAAAAAUAACUAAGACAUAUCUCACAGUUGAAUCCAACUUUUGUUUAAUUUGGUUGUCUGUUAGUUAAUCUUGUCUUUUAUUGACCAAUGGCUGUUUCAGUUUUGGUUUUCUAAAUUUCUAUAGGUGAAAUUACCCACCUCUUGUACUGUAUAUAGUGGAGAUAUUUUUAAUAUAUUUGUAUUACUAUAUUUCUGUAUUUUAUUUGUACUUGUACAUCUGCACUUGGUAUAAUAAUGCCUUAUUUGACACCAUUCUCUUGCUGUUUUUGCCAUUAAUUCAUUUAUACUGUUACUCUUUGUUAUUAUAAUAUUUUGUGAUCUGUGACCUACUGUGCCCAAAUAAAAUCCUUAAAGUUUAA